This is a messenger RNA of Spodoptera litura, 2633 nucleotides long. RefSeq names its product transmembrane protein 127. Lineage: Eukaryota; Metazoa; Arthropoda; Insecta; Lepidoptera; Noctuidae. Gene Ontology annotation, cellular component: membrane. Gene Ontology annotation, biological process: negative regulation of TOR signaling; negative regulation of cell population proliferation. The record is from RefSeq and is a predicted model, not a curated record.
GAUUUGCGUGAGAGUAGAAGAGAAGUCCGAUUAUUUUGAUUCUCAUGUGACAUCAUUUUGUUUGAUAUAUUCUACAUCUUUAGCACCAGCUGUCAAAAUAUUUUGCGGAGACUAAAAGCCUACCGUUUUGUGUAUUAUCGCAUGUAAAUCGUGGUUUCUAAACAUUAUAAUCAGUAACAGCAAUAUACAAACGUGCCUAUUGUUUACCUUGGUGUCUUGUACAAAUGAUAAGUGCAACAUAAUGGGGUGUUUAUCGUGGAUCCGAAGGUUAAAAAUGCCGUUUCCUUUUAAAGAUAAGGAACUGAAUAAAAUUGCAGCUCUUUUCAAUGUUUCUACAUUUCUCCUGACAUGCGCUGCCCUAGUUCAGCCCAGUUGGUUCAGGAUCAAAGGAUUGCACUGUACUCAGAGCUUGUCUUUAGCACAAUUUUUUUCUUUUGACAAUGAUGAUGAUGAUGAGGAACAGCUUACAAUAAGACAGAGUGAAUUUGAGCCACUACAAAAUGUACAUGACUAUAAUGGUCUACCUCCUUGCACCACGCCAGAGACAAUAACUCUAAUGAGGAUCCUUAUAUUAUUAUGCUUUAUGGUGCUUCUUUGUUCUUGUAUUGGAACCCUGAUCAACCUUACAAGCCUUAACAGCCGAGCUAUAAAAAUGUUAAGAAGGAAUGCUAUUCCGAGCAUAAUGUGUGUAUUUUGGGUCAUAGCUAUUGUCGGUGUAUGUUACUAUACUACUGUUGUACUGGGAAAUGCAAACAACAGUGACCCAAAUACCAUCCAAGUGGAUUAUGAAUACGGAUUUUAUACUAUAACUGGAGCAGGUGCAUUGGCCUUGUUAGCAUCUGCUGCAAAUCUAUGGGGAGCUCCACUCUCAAGCGACGAGGAUGUCCAGAGACGGAACUUAAUGGAAGACUGGGAUGGAUAUGAGGCUCACAGCGUGGGCCCUACACCUGCCGUGCCUACCCUGCCACCGUACACGCCGAGCGCAGAGUACGUGCCCACCAUUCACCCCGCCUACGCGCCUCCAGUUCUCGGCUCACAACAAUACUUCCCCUUCGAUGACCUCUCAGUACUUCCACCUCCACCCCCAUACACCCCUUGAGUCUCUAAAACUCAUCCAAUUUUCUUCUCAAAUCUCCCAAAUAUUGAUGUAUUUUUAGUUGUAAUCUACAGUAUUUAUUAUUUUAAUUAUUACAGCUUAAUAAGUUCAAUGCUGAAGGCUAGAUAAUUAAGGCUUGUGAAUGAGACAUUUGACGCAUCUUUGAUGAAAGUCAGAUAAGAAAGGAAGUAAUCUCAAGUUUUCUGUUAAAACACAGUAAACAACUUGCGUUUCUGAAGAGAUAAUGAAUGAAUUCUUCGUAUUUUGUGUUUUUAUGUUACAUGUGAUGAAUGUUUUUUGUAGGGUUGAGUUAAAUUGAUGCAUAUUAAUAAGUAACUUUAAUUUAAUGUAAUGAAACUCAAAAACGCCUAAAACAUUAAUGGAAUUAUUGGUUUGUGUAUGUAUAUAUUGUGGUUGUGAGUUAAUUAAUGACUACUGUUCACUUCUAACAUGUGAUUUGCCAUUUUAGUGCCUAUUCAUGUCGUGUUUCUCGAAAUGCUUUAAGAUAAAGUAAUUGAAGUUCUGUUUAUUUAUUUAUGCCUAAAUAGGUGGUUAUUUUGUAGAUUUAAGGAUCGAGUAGCACUAUUCGUAACAGAUAAAUACAUAGCUGUCUGUUGUGAACUAUAGAAGAAAUUGUUCUAUGACUAGAUUCUUCUGUGUAUAUCAUUUCUUACAAUAAUAUACAGAUUAUGAAAUGCCAAAUGAAAUAAAUAUACAUAUUGUUAAUCCCCAAUGUAUACCUAUUUAUAAUAAGAUAUUAUAAUCUUAUCAUUACUUUAAGAUUAUCUUCACAACACUAUUGGCACAUGCUUUAUAGUUUUAUAAUUUUGAUGAAUUCAACACUAGAACACUACUGUAAUUAACCUCAUUUUGUCACUUAUGAUGUUUAUUGCUCUCUUAACGCUUGUGCUAUAUAGAAAAACAAUGUUUCUAAGUAAUUUUGUUGUUACAUGUGUACAUGUCUUAACUAAUCUACUUACCUUAAUCAAUAUAAAAUGAAAGCAAUCCAUCACUAAAUGCCUUUAAUGUUAUAGAAAUGGUAUUAAACCAUUGUACUUUAGUAAAAAAAUACUGUUAAAUUAGAUGAUAUUAUACUAAUGAAAUUAAUGUGUUGCGAUAAUGUAACUCCAGAUUAAAGCCACAACUGUUGUGUAAGGGCAGUUAGUAUAAUUAUUGUAACCAACAUAUUAAAACAUGAGAGAUCUGUUUCAGUAAAAGAAACAAUAAAAUGAGCUUUUUAGAAUCUAGAAGUAACAAUUCGUGGUUUUGGAAAAUAAGGAUAUGAACUAGAAAAAUGUACCUAAAUUAAAAUCUAUGUAUGAGUAAUAGAUUAGUACUGGUAGCACAUCCUGUAUAAUAUUCAUGUCAUUGUUACCAAAAAUAUAGGCAUGUUAUUAGUUCUAUUGUUUGUUAAUGUAUAGAUUCCUUAUAGAAGUAAGAAUAGUUAUUCCCGGUAUAUCAACCGGGAAGUUUAUUUUUACAUUAAAACAAGAGUAAAAUUUUAUUUUUGUGUAAGACCAAUAUGCAAUACAUAUCU